AUUUGCUAUUAUCUUGCUAUUUGGUUAUCACAUAUUUCUUGCCAUCAAUAAAAUUCCUUUUAAGCCAAAGGUAUUUUAAAUACAAUGUAACUAUUCAACAAAAGUAUGAUAAUAUGUUCAUAUAUUCUAUCCUUAAUUCAUAUUUUACCUAAUCUAUUUUUAUUAUUAUUUACAUAUGUUUAUCCAUUUUCCACAUCUUAUCCAAUAAACCUUUAUCCAUAAUAAUGGACAAGAUAUUUUCCUGAAUGGGAAUUCGGUAAUCAUUGUAUCCUUUCACAACUCUUAUAUAACAACCAGUAUACUAACAACACUUAAAACACCCAAUAAUACAAAAACAGUAUACAAGUUAUACUAUAUAUAUACACACAUAUAUACUAUAGUUAUUGGACUUACAAAACAGUAUACAAGCUAUACAUUAUAUACUAUAGUUGUUGAACUUAUAGUUUGUUGAACUAAUGGAGAUAAGAGUAGGGAUCAAGUUGCUACUUGCAUUAUGGCUACUGAUAUCCACUGUAUGUGGUGGUUAUUCUUAUCGACCGAUGGCGGGAAUGAGGUGGCAGAAGAAGAAGGAUUCAAGUGGAUUAAGGCGUAGUUUGCUUAAUAAUGGACUAGGAUUGACUCCUCCUAUGGGGUGGAGUAGUUGGAAUCAUUUUGCCUGCAACAUUGAUGAGAAAGUCAUAAGAGAAACUGCUGAUGCCCUGGUUUCAACUGGUCUUGAUAAGCUUGGAUAUCAGUAUGUCAAUAUAGAUGAUUGCUGGGCUGAACCUCAACGUGAUGAUCAGGGAAAUUUUGCGGCUAAAAAUUCCACAUUCCCUUCUGGAAUUAAAGCUCUAGCUGACUAUGUUCAUAGUAAAGGACUUAAGCUAGGAAUUUAUUCCGAUGCAGGGUAUUAUACUUGCAGCAAGAAAAUGCCUGGUUCACUUGGUCACGAGGAACAAGAUGCAAAAACUUUUGCAGCAUGGGGUAUUGAUUAUUUGAAGUAUGAUAAUUGCAACCAUGAUGGAACAAGACCAACUGUGCGAUACCCUAUUAUGACGCGAGCUAUAAUGAAUGCUGGAAGGCCUAUCUACUUUAACCUUUGUGAAUGGGGCGACUUGCAUCCAGCAUUGUGGGGUGGAAAGUUAGGUAACAGCUGGAGAAACACAAACGAUAUCACUGAUACAUGGGAAAGCAUGAUUUCUAGAGCAGACCAGAAUGAAGUUUAUGCAGAUUAUGCAAGGCCUGGUGGCUGGAAUGAUCCCGACAUGCUUGAGGUGGGAAAUGGAGGAAUGACGAAGGAUGAAUACAUCGUCCACUUUAGUAUCUGGGCGAUUUCAAAGGCUCCCCUUAUCAUUGGUUGCGAUGUGAGAAGUGUAACGAAGGAUACCAUGGAAAUUCUUACCAACAAAGAGGUCAUUGCUGUUGAUCAAGAUGAAUUAGGUGUCCAGGGCAAAAAGGUUAGAAUGGAAGGUGAUCUUGAGAUCUGGGCAGGGCCUCUAUUAGGCUAUAGAGUAGCUGUAGUACUUCUCAACCGUGGUCCUCAGAAAUCUGAAAUAACAGCAAAUUGGGAUGACAUUGGAAUCCCUCCUAACAGCGUCGCAGAGGCAAGAGACCUUUGGGAGCACAAGACAUUGGAGACAAGAUUUGUAGGGAAUUUGACAGCUACAGUGAACUCUCAUGCAUGCAAGAUGUAUGUAUUGAAGCCUAUUGCUUAAGGAGUAAAAUGGUCUGCACCAGAGAUUUCAGUGUCUUCCUGCUAUUUUGUUAUGUUUUUAAGUAUAAAAAUGAACUAGUCAUUUGUGUCAAAUGUGUCCAAAGAAUUAAACAUCAUUAUUAAUUGUUAUAUAUGAGUUUUAUCUA
Messenger RNA from Capsicum annuum, 1839 nucleotides. RefSeq names its product alpha-galactosidase 1. Bases 456 to 1694 code for a protein of 412 amino acids. NCBI's taxonomy places the organism in Eukaryota, Viridiplantae, Streptophyta, Magnoliopsida, Solanales, Solanaceae. The record is from RefSeq and is a predicted model, not a curated record. The transcript is spliced from 15 exons. Gene Ontology annotation, molecular function: hydrolase activity, hydrolyzing O-glycosyl compounds. Gene Ontology annotation, biological process: carbohydrate metabolic process.